Molecule: messenger RNA, 1527 nt
Organism: Peromyscus maniculatus bairdii (prairie deer mouse)
Lineage: Eukaryota; Metazoa; Chordata; Mammalia; Rodentia; Cricetidae
Source: RefSeq, a predicted model, not a curated record
AUGCCCUGCUUCGAGAGCAGGUACGGCUUCGUGGAGUUCGAGGACUCCCGCGACGCCGACGACGCCGUUUACGAGCUGAACAGCAAGGAACUGUGCGGCGAGCGCGUGAUCGUAGAGCACGCCCGGGGCCCGCGCCGCGACCGCGACGGCUACAGCUACGGAAGCCGCAGUGGUGGAGGUGGAUACAGCAGUCGGAGAACUUCUGGCAGAGACAAAUAUGGACCACCUGUUCGUACAGAAUACAGGCUUAUUGUAGAAAAUCUUUCUAGUCGCUGCAGUUGGCAGGACUUAAAGGAUUUCAUGCGGCAAGCAGGAGAGGUGACUUAUGCAGAUGCCCACAAAGAACGCACAAAUGAGGGUGUAAUUGAAUUUAGAUCCUACUCCGACAUGAAGCGUGCUUUGGAUAAACUGGAUGGCACAGAAAUAAAUGGCAGAAAUAUUAGGCUUAUUGAAGAUAAGCCACGAACAAGCCAUAGGCGCUCUUACUCUGGAAGUAGAUCCAGAUCACGGUCUAGAAGACGGUCACGGAGUAGGAGUCGCAGGAGUAGCCGCAGUAGAUCUCGAAGUAUCUCAAAAAGUCGCUCCCGAUCUAGGUCGCGGAGCAAAGGUCGAUCCCGGUCCCGCUCAAAAGGCAGGAAAUCCAGAUCAAAGAGCAAAUCUAAGCCCAAGUCUGAUCGGGGUUCCCAUUCACACUCAAGAAGCAGAUCUAAGGAUGAGUAUGGGAAGUCCCGAAGUAGGUCACGUUCUCGGUCCCCCAAAGAAAAUGGAAAAGGCGAUAUAAAGUCAAAAUCCAGAUCCCGAAGCCAGUCUCGAUCCCAUUCACCUCAGCCUGCUCCACCUUCAAAGGCUCGUUCCAUGUCCCCUCCGCCAAAAAGAGCUUCCAGGUCCCGUUCUAGAUCUCGUUCAAGGUCCAGAUCAAGUUCCAGAGAUUAACCCUGAACUCUAUGUUCUUUGCACACUAUAACGGAACACUUUCCUACUUGCUUAGGCAGUUACUCUUCCGAGUUUGUACUUGGCCUCUUCUUCAAGAGGAUGUCCUGAAAGGGGAACACAGGAAUUUAAUUUGUGGCCAAAUUUAAUGAGAAACAGAUGAGGUUCUAAAAUGGUGGUAUGACGCCCUCUCCCUUCUUUGUAGAAUUAAGAUAAUUUUGAUUUUAUAGCCUUUGAGCCUAAAAUAACUUUUGUAAAGAUUAAGCUCAUUUAGAUUUUUUUUUUUUUUUAAUAUUGCAGCAGAAUCUGCUGCAGGGUUCUGUUUUGUUUGCUUAUUUUUAAAUUAACUGUUUUGGAUAGAAGCUUUGGAUACUGCAGGCUUUAGAGGGAGAACCCAAUUUUUCAAUUAUGUUGGCUUUUUAUGAAGCUCGUUAAAUAAAAGUUUGCUACCAAGAUGAUUGCCUUAUUGAAUAGGUCACGAUUAGGGCCCUGUAAGUGUUGAUACCUGCCAUUUCUGGAGAGAGUGUAAAUCCCACUGAAGUGUAAAACAAGGCAAGCCUCAGACCAGCAAUAAAUUAAUCAGUUUGGAUAACCUUA